This is a messenger RNA of Fusarium musae, 1101 nucleotides long. RefSeq lists its product as uncharacterized. The transcript has 2 exons. NCBI's taxonomy places the organism in Eukaryota, Fungi, Ascomycota, Sordariomycetes, Hypocreales, Nectriaceae. The record is from RefSeq and is a predicted model, not a curated record. Gene Ontology annotation, biological process: DNA-templated transcription. Bases 1 to 1101 code for a protein of 366 amino acids. Gene Ontology annotation, molecular function: zinc ion binding; DNA binding.
AUGUCUAGUCUGGUUCCCCUUUUACCUGGCCCUGUUAAGCCAGUGGAGAACCAGCCCACGACAAGUAUGACCAAGACUGACAUCGUCUUGCGGAAGCGACUCCGGCCUGUGUCUGCAGCUUGUGAAGAAUGUCGCAAGCGGAAGUCAAAAGUAUCCAUGCCUCUGUUAAUGGCACUGCAGCGUAAGUACACCGAGAUGAGUGGUGACAAGGGUCGCGUUGAUUCCCUCCUUGCGAUAAUGCGCGAGAAGCCUGAGGAUGUAGCACAAGCUGUCUUCAGGCGGGUUCGAACAGGAUCUGAUCCAGAGGCUAUCUUGAGCUCAAUUGAGGGCGGGGACAUACUGAUGCAGCUGCACCUGGCCCCUGCAUCUCAAGUCCGCUAUCCAUUCCCGUACCGGAAUGCGUUGCCUGGUAUCUUCGCCAAAACAAAGAGUGCAUACAUAGACUCCUUGGCCCUCGAGACGCCAUAUUUUGGCUCGGACUCUCCACAAACGUUUGAUGCACGAUUGAUCUCGUAUCUGGACGCCCCAAAGUACAUGCCAUACCACUCUGCAAAACUAGUCGAGCCAUUGCUAGACUACGCUACCAUCUCUCGCUGGACGAAUGUGUGCACCGAUGAGCCUUUGCUACACAGUCUCAUGGAAGCAUACUUCCUGCAUAUCUACUCGGCCUUCUCCUUCUUUCACAAAGAAUGUUUCCUGCGAGGUCUUGGUUCUGGAUCUAGUCGCUUCUGCUCCAACCUCCUUGUCAAUGCUGUCUUGGCUCAUGCUUGUCACGCAACCCCCUGGAUUGCGCACCGCAACGAGCAUUGGAAUCCCCAUACUCUCGGCUAUACAUUCCUCGCCGAGGCCCGGCGUUUAUUGGAACUUGAAACAUUUCGACCAAAGAUCACAACUAUCCAAGCCCUGCUCGUGAUGAACAUUACCGUGAACGAUCAUGGCGUUGACGGCGCCUCACAUCAGUAUUUACUCAACGCUGUAUCUCAAGCAAGGAUCAUGGGUUUGUUCAACUCUCCUAGUGAACCUAUUGAACAGAAUGCGGAUCAAGAUGUCGAGGUUGUCCGUGAAGUGACAGCCUGGGCUCUUUUCGCUUGGCAAGGGUAG